Messenger RNA from Nomascus leucogenys (northern white-cheeked gibbon), 5372 nucleotides. RefSeq names its product von Willebrand factor A domain containing 5B2 (gene VWA5B2). The transcript has 18 exons. Bases 1726 to 5082 code for a protein of 1118 amino acids. The record is from RefSeq and is a predicted model, not a curated record. Lineage: Eukaryota; Metazoa; Chordata; Mammalia; Primates; Hylobatidae.
UGCUGCCGCGCUCUGGGCCCCGGGUUGGGGACCCCGACGCCCCGCCGCUGCGCGCAGGGGGGAGUCAUUGUCACAGAUCUGCCUGUCUGUCUCCCCGCUGGAGCAUCUCCAAAUCCCAGCACCUCACACAGAACCUGGCACUAUGAGGUCCAGCAAGUGCCUGGGGAAGGGACAGAAGCCCAGCCCUGUGCUGCGUGCUGUGCUUGCACCUGGUUCUUUCAUUGAUUCAUUCAUACAUGCCUUUGAUUCCUGCCCAGGGGAUUUACAAUCCAGGUAAGAAGAAGACGAACAGAAGCCAGUGGUGUUGAGAGCUGGCAUAAGCCCAGCAGGUUAGAGGCUUAUGGUUAGAGGCUAGAGUGAGCUCUGGGCUGAGGCCCCAGGAAUGUUCCAGAAGGAGGUAGAGCCAGCAUUUGACUGCAAGAAAGGGUAGGACUCAGUUAAGUGGAAGGUAGGGGCAACAGUAUAAGCAAAUGCUUAUAAGUAGGUUAUAGUGGGUAAUGACAAUAAAAUGCCUCGUGUUUACAGUGAUUUACAGUUUACAAUCGCUAGUAUCACCUCAUUUGAAUCCCAAGUAGUGGGUAAUGCAGGCUUCUUCCUGUUAUGGGGGAUGGAAGGGGGAUAAUCCCCCUUCCUCCUGUUAUGGGGGAUGAAAGUCAUAGCAGGGGUCACUGACUUAUAUGUUGGGUGCAUUGCAUACAUUGCCUCAUUUGUUCCUCACCACAAUCACAGAGUUACUAUGAUCUCCACUUUAUGGAUGAGGAAACAGGCUCCUCAGAACAAGAGAGCUGCCAAAGGACUCAAUUAGAGGUCACAGAGCUGAUAUGUAAAACUUGAUGCUGUGCUGUCUCCACUGUGUCAGUUGGCUGGGAUGGAAGCCCCUUUCUUUCUCUCCUUCCAUCUUUUUCUUCCCUUCAGUUAUUCAGCAAGUAUUUAUCGAAAGGAUGAACAAUUGGUCAUUGUGAGGAAGUGAGGUACGGUAGGGCUGUGAAGGUGGGCUGGGGCCAGACCACGUCGGUGGUGUACACAGCUGCCACUGUACAUGGCUGGUCAUUAUUCCUUUAGCAGCCCCACCAGUCCCCAGACAAACCUAGGAGCUAAAUAAAACAGUGUGUGCAGUGUGCAAAUGAAGCUUUAUGUCGUCUAGCCUGCUUCCUGCUUCUCUAUUCCUCCUGCCCGGGAGGAGUAGAGAAUUCUGGAGCCACCUUGGUGGGCAAUGGGGGAGCUCCUGAUGGUUCAGGAGCAGGAAAUUUAUGAGCAGAGUGGGGUCCCAGGCCACAGGGAGAUGUCUAUCCACAAGGGAUAGUGGCCAAGGGUUGAAUGGAAAGAGGCAGGCAGGGGGAGAGGGGCGUAGGGUGUGGGGAUUCCCAGGGCCUUGAGAGUGGACGUGGCCUCUUCUCCUCAGCCUUCCAUUAGCAAGGAUGUCACUGCGCUCUUGCCUGAUGACAGCCAGAUCUGUUCACAGUUAGUCUGCCUCUCCUGCCAUCAUUCAUCUCAUGCCUCCAUCCUGCGUCACCAAUGCAUUAGCCUAGUGCCAACACGCAAAGUCCCCCUUGCCCAGGCUCCCUGACCCAAUGCCUGCUCCCACCUCUAGCUUCCUCCCUCUCCUCUGCUUCCAGCGUGCUCUGACUCCAUUUCUCACCCAUCGUAGGUCAUCUUGUCUUGGAUCUGGCCCAGGCCCGGUCCACGUUGGUGCUGCCCACAGGCCUUAUCGCCGCGGCUGGCACCAUGACGGUGACCCUGCACAGCAGCCGGGAGCUGCCCUCAAGGCCUGACGGGGUGCUGCAUGUGGCCCUGCCCACUGUGCUCACCCCGCUGGCCCCGCCAGGCCCGCCGGGGCCCCCUAGGCCUCCGGGGCUCUGUGACGACAGGUUGGGCCUAUGCCCCACCAGCUGCUUCGGGGUGGGCAGCCCUCAGGAGGAAGGGCUGGCCUGGGAGGAGCCGGCUGCCCCUCGGGACGUGUUCUCAGGCCCUGCCCGCUGCCCUGCCCCAUAUACCUUCUCCUUCGAGAUGCUGGUGACUGGGCCAUGCCUGCUUGCAGGCCUGGAGAGCCCCUCUCAUGCUCUGCGGGCAGAUGCCCCCCCUCAUGCCAGCUCUGCAGCCACCAUCUGUGUCACACUGGCAGAGGGCCACCACUGUGACCGGGCCUUGGAGAUCCUGCUGCACCCCAGUGAGCCCCAUCAGCCACACCUGAUGCUGGAGGGCGGCAGCCUGAGCUCAGCAGAAUAUGAGGCCCGGGUAAGGGCCCGCCGAGAUUUCCAGAGGCUACAGCGAAGGGACAGUGAUGGGGACCGGCAGGUGUGGUUCCUGCAGCGACGCUUCCACAAGGACAUACUGCUGAACCCCGUGCUGGUGCUGAGCUUCUGCCCGGACCUGAGCUCCAAGCCCGGACACCUGGGGACAGCUACACGGGAGCUACUCUUCCUUUUGGAUGGCAGCAGCAUGGCACACAAGGAUGCCAUUGUUUUGGCUGUGAAGUCCCUCCCGCCCCAGACGCUUAUCAACCUGGCCGUGUUCGGGACAUUGGUGCAGCCACUCUUCCCAGAGAGCCGGCCUUGCAGUGAUGAUGCUGUGCAGCUGAUCUGCGAAAGCAUUGAGACCCUGCAGGUUCCGAGUGGGCCCCCAGACGUGCUGGCUGCUCUGGACUGGGCCAUGGGGCAGCCCCAGCACAGGGCCUACCCUCGGCAGCUGUUCCUGCUCACUGCUGCCUCACCCAUGGCCGCCACUACCCACCGAACCCUGGAGCUCAUGAGGUGGCACAGGGGGACAGCAAGAUGCUUCUCCUUUGGGCUGGGGCCCACCUGCCACCAGCUGCUCCAGGGUUUAUCUGCCCUCAGCAGAGGCCAGGCCUACUUCCUGAGGCCUGGGCAGAGGCUGCAGCCCAUGCUGGUGCAGGCUCUGCGGAAGGCACUGGAGCCUGCUUUGAGUGACAUCUCUGUGGACUGGUUUGUGCCCGACACCGUGGAGGCACUGCUGACCCCCCGGGAGAUCCCAGCACUCUACCCUGGGGACCAGCUGCUCGGUUACUGCUCACUCUUCAGGGUGGAUGGCUUCCGGCCCCGCCCACCAGGGGGCCAAGAGCCUGGCUGGCAGAGCUUGGGUGGGUCCGUGUUUCCAUCCCCAGAAGAGGCCCGAUCUGCUGCCAGCCCUGGCACUGAGCCCACUGGCACCUCAGAGCCACUGGGAACAGGCACUGUAUCAGCAGAACUGUCCAGCCCAUGGGCUGCCAGGGACUCGGAGCGGACAGGUACUGAUGCUCUGACAGACCCAGUCACGGAUCCUGGACCCAACCCCUCUGACACAGCCAUAUGGCGCCGCAUCUUCCAGUCCUCGUACAUUCGGGAGCAGUAUGUGCUCACCCACUGCUCUGCCAGCCCCGAGCCAGGCCCAGGCUCCACAGGCAGCAGUGAGUCCCCAGGCUCCCAGGGCCCUGGCUCCCCUGAAGGUAGUGCUCCCCUGGAGCCCCCUUCUCAGCAGGGCUGCCGCAGUCUGGCCUGGGGAGAACCUGCAGGCUCCCGCUCCUGUCCCCUGCCUGCACCCACACCAGCUCCAUUCAAGGUGGGGGCCUUGAGUACUGAGGUGCUGGGUCGUCAGCAUAGAGCUGCUCUGGCUGGCCGAAGCCUCUCAUCCCCUCCAGGCCGGGCAAACCAAGUCCCCGGCCGACCCCGGAAACCCUCUCUGGGUGCAAUACUAGAUGGCCCAAGUCCUGAGCCAGGCCAACAAUUGGGACAAGGCCUGGAUGACUCAGGAAACCUGCUCUCCCCAGCCCCCAUGGACUGGGACAUGCUGAUGGAACCACCCUUCUUAUUCAUGGCUGUGCCUCCUAGUGGGGAGUCGGCCCCUCCGGCAGUGCCUCCCCAGGCUCCACGCUGCCAUGUGGUGAUCCGGGGCCUGUGUGGGGAGCAGCCUAUGUGCUGGGAGGUGGGUGUUGGGCUGGAGACACUGUGGGGACCUGGAGAUGGCUCACAGCCUCCCUCACCUCCUGUAAGAGAAGCUGCUUGGGACCAAGCACUCCAUCGAUUGACAGCAGCCUCUGUAGUCCGGGACAAUGAGCAGCUGGCCCUCCGAGGAGGGGCAGAGACCACAGCUGACCGGGGCCAUGCCCGGAGGUGCUGGCUUCGAGCCCUUCAGACAAGUAAGGUCAGCUCUGCCCCCUCCUGCUUCACUUGCCCUGUAGCUGUGGAUGCUACUACUAGGGAGGUCCUGCCUGGGGCCCUGCAGGUGUGCAGCUCAGAGCCCGCUGAGCCCCCAGGAACCCCUCCUGCCUCUCACAGCUAUCUAGAUGCAGCUCCUCUGCCCACUGUUGUCUACUCUAAAGGACUUCAGAGAGGCUCUCCAGCAGGCGCCUGGGACUCGGACCAAAAUGACAACUCCAAGUGUGCUUUGGGGGACCCUGCCACUCCCACGGAAGGUCCUCGCCGCUCACCUCCCCGUCCUCCCUGUCGGCUCAGCACGGGCCGCCGUCACAAACUCUGUAGCCCUGACCCGGGCCAGGCCAACAUCAGUGAAGGCAGCGACCAUGACUACCUGCCCUUGGUGCGGCUGCAGGAGGCACCAGGCUCCUUCCGCCUGGACGCGCCCUUCUGUGCCGCUGUGCGCAUCUCGCAGGAACGCCUCUGCCGCGCCUCGCCCUUUGCCGUGCACCGCGCCAGCCUCAGCCCCACCUCGGCCUCAUUGCCCUGGGCACUUCUGGGCCCUGGUGUUGGCCAGGGUGACAGUGCUACGGCCUCCUGCAGCCCAUCCCCCAGCUCGGGCUCCGAGGGGCCAGGCCAGGUGGACAGUGGGCGGGGCUCAGACACCGAGGCCUCCGAGGGGGCGGAAGGGCUGGGCGGCACCGACCUGCGGGGCCGGACCUGGGCCACUGCCGUGGCACUCGCCUGGCUGGAGCACCGAUGCGCCGCUGCCUUCGGCGAGUGGGAACUGACAGCGGCCAAGGCUGAUUGCUGGCUGCGGGCCCAGCACUUGCCUGACGGCCUUGACCUGGCCGCCCUCAAGGCGGCAGCCCGGGGGCUCUUCCUGCUACUGCGCCACUGGGACCAAAACCUGCAGCUACACCUGCUGUGCUACAGCCCAGCGAACGUGUGAAGGCUGCCCGCUGCUGCUUGGGCCGGCGCCCCACCCAACACACUCAUCACUGCCGCCCAAGGCUGGCCUCUUGGUGCUGGGAAAGUGUAGGCUGGUGCCAGCCUGUCCCCCACUGCUUCUUACUCCCUCCCUGGAGCCCUCUUGCCCCCACAAAAAGUGCCUGCCUGUGCUCUCUCCCGCUCCUCCCACCCCACUCACACUCCCCUCCAUCCUCUGAGCUCCCUGCAGCACAGUGGAAGGGUAGAGAGCCACAGUCCCCAAAUCCUAUGCAAUAAAGUGCCUCUUAGGAC